Zasmidium cellare ATCC 36951 is the source of this 525-nucleotide messenger RNA. RefSeq lists its product as uncharacterized. Gene Ontology annotation, biological process: mitochondrial translation. The coding region runs from base 1 to 525 and encodes 174 amino acids. The transcript is spliced from 2 exons. Gene Ontology annotation, molecular function: structural constituent of ribosome. NCBI's taxonomy places the organism in Eukaryota, Fungi, Ascomycota, Dothideomycetes, Mycosphaerellales, Mycosphaerellaceae. The record is from RefSeq and is a predicted model, not a curated record. Gene Ontology annotation, cellular component: mitochondrial small ribosomal subunit; ribosome.
AUGGUCCUCAAACUCCGCCUCGCGCGCGUCUCCACGCCGGGCGGCGCAAAACGACACAAGCCCUUCUACAACAUCGUCCUCGCCCAAGCACGAUCGGCUCGAGAUUCAAAGCCAAUGGAAGUCCUGGGGACAUAUGAUCCGAUCCCGAAACUUCCAGUGGGUGCCGAGCCGGGGGCAAGGAAGAUCAAGGAUAUCAAGGUGGACGUGAGCAGAGCGAAGUAUUGGCUAGGAGUGGGCGCACAACCGAGUGAUACUGUGUGGAGGCUGUUGGCUAUGAUCGGAUUGUUGGAACCAAAAUACCUACCUUCGGGACCGCAGACGCUGAAGCAAGUGCGAUUUCCUACCCAUGUACCGAAGAACGAGGGCGACAACUCGACAAAGGCGCAGAGGAGUCAACGGCAAAGGAGCGAAGAAGGAGGUUCAGGGCCAGUGAUGCAGAAGAUCCAAAGUGAGAUCGCGGCAGGGAGGUUACGAGACGGCGCGAAUGCAGGUACGACGAGUCCACAAGAUCCGAAUGCUUCAUGA